Betta splendens (Siamese fighting fish) is the source of this 2999-nucleotide messenger RNA. RefSeq names its product integrin, beta-like 1 (gene itgbl1). Gene Ontology annotation, molecular function: integrin binding. The coding region runs from base 1056 to 2516 and encodes 486 amino acids. NCBI's taxonomy places the organism in Eukaryota, Metazoa, Chordata, Actinopteri, Anabantiformes, Osphronemidae. Gene Ontology annotation, biological process: cell migration; integrin-mediated signaling pathway; cell-matrix adhesion. Gene Ontology annotation, cellular component: cell surface; focal adhesion; integrin complex. The record is from RefSeq and is a predicted model, not a curated record. The transcript is spliced from 11 exons.
UGUAAUUGAUCAGUGUCAGGUGUAAUUAUUAUUAUCUGGAUCUAAAUUAAAUACGUAGUCCUGGGACGCCAGCACCCACUGCGACCACCAUAAAAAACCUGGGCAGGAUUAUCAACCUUCUGACAGCUUCAACUUAGAGAAAUUACAACGUGGUAGAAGUAGAAAUUAGUGGAAAAGAUCCUGAUUUGGACUGAAUUAGACUCAAUAAAGUGUCAUAUGAGUCUAUAUUUAAUGUCUAACAAUCAGAGCCAGCCUUCAUGGAGCUGAUUAGCAUAGAAAUUAAACAUUUUCUACACUUAUUAUUUUAUAGUUUUUAAUCAUGUGGAAUUUGAUAAAACACAUAUACUAUAUGAGACCAUAAAUACUGCAUAGGAAUGAAAACGCUGACAGGCUGUUGUGGAUGUGAGUCACAGAAAUCUUUGAGUCUGUCAAAAUCCCUGAAAAGUGCAAGUUGCGGUCUAGGCGAAAUGUGUACUUGUUUGCUUUUUCACAGCUGACAUUUCACUUCAUUCUCCUAAAAGCACCGAUUUUACUGAUAGCAUUAACAGUGACCUUUCUCUUCUACUCAGUGGAAUUUAAGCCACAACAGGCGCUGCCGUGAGACGCCGGGUCUCCUACUGGGACGUGUCAAGUCGGAGUCUGCGACGAAAAGGAAAUUCAUUUCUCAGCCCCGUGUAUUUUUUUACCAACAUCACAGGAGAAGGUGGAAACAAACUUACAGCAGCGUGGAGAGAUCAUCUGGAAAAGGAAUGUGGAAAAAGUGAAACAAAAAAAAACAAAACAGUCUGCUUCUAAUUACGUCUCAAACUGGUGACCUAACUUUUCAUCCUGGCCGUUUGCCCCGUUCCAGCUCCUGCCCAGGACCGGGUCUGGGAGUCAGGACUAAUCAAAGGCACUUGUAGGGGAGCGGUGCUGGCCUCUGCAGGGAUCGAGCCAGUUCUGGCCUGCUUCUCUCUUCCCUCUCACUCUCUCUUCCUGUCCUGUCUGUUUAAGCAGUGAAAGAUUUGGGAAAUUCCUUCAAGCUACUUUACUUCACGUUUCCGUGGGACUUAAACAUGCACACUGAGGUUCUGGUACAGUCCAUGUCAGUGCCGCUGUUUCUGAUUCUGCUCUCCACCGUGGAUGACACUUUGUUACAGUCGGUGAGCCAGGUGGGCGGUGCGUGCCGGCUGUCUGCCGAGUCGUCCCUGCGCCGCUGUCGGACGCCCGACGGCAAGAUAUGCAGCGGGAGGGGCAGGUGCAGCUGCGGGACCUGCAUCUGCGAGGCCUCGGACCCGGGGAAGUUCUACGGGCCUCGCUGCGAAUGCCACGACUGGGUCUGCGCGGUACACGACGGGAAACCCUGCAAUGACCGAGGCUACUGUGACUGUGGCUUGUGUGAGUGUGAUGAGGGCUGGUUCGGAGACGCCUGCCAGGUCCAGGAGGAGUGCAACCUGCCCAGCAAGAAGAGCAAGGAGCUCUGCAAAAACCCACAGGGGGUGGUCUGCUCCAACAGAGGUACGUGUCAGUGCGGAAGCUGCUUGUGCGACAACAAGGACGACAGGGGUCUGGUGAGCGGACGCUUCUGCGAGUGCGACGACAGCGAGUGUCUGGACGAGGACACGGGCGACGUGUGUGGAGGCCAUGGCCAGUGUUACUGUGGAAACUGCUACUGUGCUGCCGGUUGGCAUGGAGACAAAUGUGAAUUCCAGUGUGACAUCAGCCCAUGGGAAAGCAAGCGGAGAUGCACAUCUCCAGAUGGCAAAAUCUGCAGCAACAGAGGGACCUGCGUGUGCGGGGAGUGCAACUGCCACGACGUGGACCCGUCCGGAGACUGGGGGGACAUCCACGGCGACACGUGCGAGUGCGACGAGCGGAACUGCCACGCGACCUAUGACCGGUACACGGACGACUUCUGCUCAGGCCACGGCCAGUGCACCUGCGGCAGGUGUGACUGCAGGGACGGCUGGGCGGGGAGGAAGUGCGAGCACCCGCUGUCCUGCUCGCUGUCGCUGGAGAGCAGCCUGAAGAAGUGCCGGGGCGCGUCCGCGCUGCCCUGCUUCGGACGAGGCCAGUGUCUGUGUGGACAGUGCACCUGCCACCCGCCCGGGGACGGACGCGUCCACGGCAAGAACUGUGAGUGUGACGACCGGCAGUGUGAGGACAUCAGCGGAGAGGUCUGUGGAGGUCACGGCUACUGCUCGUGCGGACGCUGCAUCUGCGAGCAGGGCUGGUUCGGGAGGCUGUGCCGCUUCCCGCGCGCGUGCGACAUGGGCGACGGCCGCAGCAGGGAGCUGUGCGAGAGCGCGGACGGAGUCCUGUGCAGCGGGAGAGGUUCCUGUCACUGUGGCAGAUGCAUCUGCUCUCCCCAGGACUGGUGGGUGUCUGGAGAGUACUGCGAGUGCGACGACCGGGAGUGUGACAAACACGACGGCCUCAUCUGCACAGGCAACGGGGUGUGCAACUGCGGCACCUGCGAGUGCUGGGACGGCUGGACGGGGAACGCCUGCGAGAUCUGGGUGGGAGCCGAGUACUGAGGACGGCCGGGCUGCCUGGAGCCGCCAGGAGCCGCCAGGAGCGCGGGGGAGGACGAAGCCACGAAGCUCUGCAUGUCGACAACCUUCUUUUUUUGGACUGGCUACAAAUGAGUCUUUAUUAAAGUGGAGUCUGUUAAUUUAACAAAAACGCCGCGUUCCGCUGCAAACGAGGCGUGUGUUCCCCACAGCUACACUCACCCUGCUAAGACCAGGUUCUCUCACCGAGACGCGGGGAUGAUGUGGGCCUGUCGGAACCGGAGACAGAGUUCACGCGAGCUCAAGGCAGAGGUCACUGUUUGAGUUUUUUUAUUUCUUUUUAAUAAUAAAACAUUAAAUGUGCUGCAUUACACAACAUUUUGCAUGGAAAACAAUGCGAAGACCUUAAUCAUACAUGGUUACAAAUUCGUUAUAACAUGACAUAACUCCAAUGGGCAUACUUGCAAUGGUAUAUAUAUCCUCUGAAAAUAAAUCAUCUCAAUAGUG